Molecule: messenger RNA, 2322 nt
Organism: Oncorhynchus tshawytscha (Chinook salmon)
Lineage: Eukaryota; Metazoa; Chordata; Actinopteri; Salmoniformes; Salmonidae
Product: copine-8-like
Exons: 20
Coding region: 133-1845 (570 amino acids)
Biological process (GO): cellular response to calcium ion
Cellular component (GO): plasma membrane
Molecular function (GO): calcium-dependent phospholipid binding
Source: RefSeq, a predicted model, not a curated record
CGCUCUUGCAGCUGGCUGAGCGACACGCCUCCCGAAGCCUCGUGCAACAGCGACCCUAAGCAGCGCACCGUUUUUAACGGUUUCUUUCUUUCAUGCGACCGAAGAAGGCCCGUUUAACGGGAGAUUUCGACGAUGAGUAGCUUCAUGAAUAUGGCGUGUAUUGGAGACUUUGACCCAUUCACCGCUGCCAUUCCCGCCACCAGAGUUGAGCUCACGGUGUCGUGUAGAAAUCUCCUGGACAGAGACACAUUCUCCAAAUCAGACCCAAUUUGUGUGCUGUAUACACAAGGAAUCGCCAACAGGGAAUGGAGAGAGUUUAGUCGGACAGAGAUGAUUAACAACACCCUGAAUCCAGACUUUGUCCGGAAAUUCACCCUGGACUAUUUCUUUGAAGAGAGACAGAAUCUACGAUUUGACCUGUACGACCUCGACUCGAAGAGCGACAACCUGUCUAAACAUGACUUCCUGGGCCAGGCAUUCUGUACCCUGGGGGAGGUGGUGGGCUCCAUGGGAAGCUGCGUGGAAAAACCUCUCAUUGGGAUUCCAGGGAAGAAGUGUGGUACCAUCAAAGUGAGAGCAGAGGAGCUGAGCAAUUGCAGGGAGUCAGUGAUGCUGCAAUUCUGUGGGAACAAGUUGGACAAGAAAGACUUCUUUGGGAAAUCGGAUCCUUUUCUGGUCUUCUACCGCAGUAACGAAGACGGAUCAUUUACUAUCUGCCAUAAGACAGAGGUGGUGAAGAACACUCUGGACCCAGUGUGGCAGGCCUUCAAGAUCCCUGUCAAGGCCCUGUGCAACGGAGACUAUGACAGGAGCAUAAAAGUGGAGGUGUAUGAUUGGGACCGAGAUGGAGGCCAUGACUUCAUUGGGGAAUUCAAUACCAGCUACAGAGAGAUGUCAAGAGGCCAGUCACAGUUUCACAGCUACGAGGUGGUCAAUCCAAAGAAGAAAGGCAAGAAGAAGAAGAAAUACCUCAACUCGGGAACAGUAACCCUUCUGUCCUGCCUGGUGGACAUGGAACUCACCUUCCUGGAUUACAUUAAAGGAGGGACUCAGAUUAGUUUCACAGUGGCAAUUGAUUUCACAGCAUCAAAUGGCAACCCCUCCCAGCCCACCUCUCUACACUACAUGAGUCCGUACCAGCUGAAUGCCUACGCCAUGGCUCUGAGAGCUGUAGGGGAGAUUAUCCAGGACUACGACAGUGACAAGAUGUUCCCUGCACUGGGCUUCGGAGCUAAACUGCCCCCGGACGGACGGGUCUCGCACGAGUUCGCUCUGAAUGGGAACCCCCAGAAUCCGUACUGCAGUGGGAUAGAGGGGGUGAUGGAGGCUUACUACCAAAGCCUCAAGUCUGUUCGACUCUAUGGACCCACACAUUUCUCCCCUGUCAUUAACCACGUGGCCAGGUAUGCACAAUCAGUCAAAGAUGGCUCCCAAUACUUCAUCCUCCUUAUCAUCUCGGACGGCGUCAUCACCGACAUGGCCCAGACCAAGGAGUCCAUCGUAAACGCAGCUACUUUGCCCAUGUCAAUUAUAAUCGUCGGAGUUGGACCAGCAGAAUUUAAUGAAAUGAUUGAGCUUGAUGGAGAUGAAGAGAGGAUCUCAUCCCAAGGGAGGUUUGCCGAGAGAGACAUUGUUCAGUUUGUUCCGUUCCGUGACUACAUCGACCGCAGGGGGAACCACAUUCUGAGUAUGGCCCGUCUGGCCAAGGAGGUCCUGGCUGAGAUCCCUGACCAGUUCCUCUCCUACAUGAGAACCAGGUGCAUCAAACCAGGCCUCUGCCCCCCUGCCUACAACCCCGCCCCCGCCGUGCACCCCCUCCUCACCCGACGGGUCAGCCGAAUCUGAGGGGUAAGCCUCCUCCGGGGCCUCUUCCUUUCUUGCUCCUUCUUCCUCACUGGAGUUUGACGAUGGCGGUCCGAAGAAGCCAACCGCCAUUUCCACUCUCUUGUUGCACUUUUGUGAAUUCUGACUUCCUCUCUGCAGAAAGGACAGCAAGGCAUUUUGCUUCUAUUUAAAGUGUCCCUCAGGAAGGACUUCCCAUGAGAUGUCAGAGGCCACAGUUUACUGGUCUGACCCAGGAAGGGGGUGAGUGCCUAGAACUGACCAACCAGGAGCAGCAUCCAAUCUGUGAAGAACCGUUCAGAAGUACAUUUCUAUCUCUUAUUUCUAUGCCCUACUCUUCCUCUCAACCCCACUUUUGUCUCACCAACGGUCUCUUUCUAAAUGUUUACAAAUUUAAGGAUGAAGAGGAGGAUUUGUACUUGUGGAUAUACAGUUGAAGUCGGAAGUUUACAUACACUUAGGUUGGAGUCAUUAAACCUC